Zerene cesonia (dogface butterfly) is the source of this 672-nucleotide messenger RNA. It is a transcript of the gene PTTH, whose product is annotated as prothoracicotropic hormone-like. Lineage: Eukaryota; Metazoa; Arthropoda; Insecta; Lepidoptera; Pieridae. The record is from RefSeq and is a predicted model, not a curated record. The transcript is spliced from 4 exons. Bases 38 to 670 code for a protein of 210 amino acids.
UGUACUUUUCCUCGAUUUACAGGUCCGGAAGCAUUCUAUGUUGAUAGAAUUAUGCGUUACAUUUUUACUGCUUAUUCAAAUCUGGAUACCCAUGGUGGCCUUAAAGAAAACGAACGUUGACGAAUUCAUGGUGGAAAACCAGAGGACGCAUACAAGACAGAACUACGUGGUGCAGAGGGCGAAUGAUGAUGUACCGGAUGACAAUAUCGGUGUAGCGUACGCUACUGAAUUACUUAGCCCACGCACGAAUCCUGAAGAGUUACCAGCUUUAAUCGUCGACUACGCUAACAUGAUCCGUAACGACAUAAUCUUAUUAGACAAAUCCGUAGAAACGAGAACAAGAAAACGUGGAAACAUUAAGGUGAAUAAAUAUAAUCGAGGCGUACAUGAAAUACCUUGUAGCUGUGAAGAACGAGGAGAAUUAAGGUACCUAGGUCCCCAGUAUGUGCCCAGUACUAUAGAAAGUAGAAUAUGCAAUAAGGAUCUCUGUUCGUCAGAUUUUGGAUGCCAAAUACGAAUGUACAAUAUUACUGUAUUAAAAAAGAAGGAGCGUUUGGAUGAAGAUUCAUCUGAAGAGUUACCCGACGAAAUCAGAAAGCAUUGGGUCGCUGUUAAAAAACCUAUUACCAUUGCUUGUUUCUGUACCAACGAAUAUCGAGAACGCUACUAAUU